This is a messenger RNA of Symphalangus syndactylus (siamang), 4128 nucleotides long. RefSeq names its product potassium channel tetramerization domain containing 3 (gene KCTD3). Gene Ontology annotation, molecular function: protein binding. The record is from RefSeq and is a predicted model, not a curated record. Gene Ontology annotation, biological process: protein homooligomerization. Lineage: Eukaryota; Metazoa; Chordata; Mammalia; Primates; Hylobatidae.
UCCCGCGUGGGCAGGCGGCUGGCCAGGAGCACAUUCCCCUAGCCUCCUUAUGCGCCAGCCCCGCGGCGUUGGGAAGCUCCUCCCUGGCCUUUCCUUCCUCCUCCUCCUCCUCCAUCUAGGCGGCAGUGGCGGGCGAAGCGUGAGCGCUGCGGUAUUUUGUCCCGAACGGUGACCCCUCCUCCCAGGCAGGCUGUGGCGGCGUCGGUGGCAGCAGAGCACGGAGGAGAGGCCCAGGCGGCCCGGCGGCCUGGAGGCCGCGAAAGGUGGAGGCCGGGCCGCCCUUGUGCACAGCAGGAUUGACCCGGGAAGGGGCAGAAGCUAGUGAGCCCCGCCCGGCAGCCGGGAAGGUGGGGGAAGCCCCGUGCACCCCCCGCCCUCCGGCCGCCGCCGCCCCGCUGGCCCUGCAGCCGUCGCCGCUGCCUCGGGCUACAGCCCCGGGCUCGGCGGUCCCGGCUGGGGAAGGAGGGCGGCGAGCGCGUCCGGAGCCGCCGGAGAUGGCGGGAGGGCACUGCGGCAGCUUCCCCGCGGCAGCGGCUGGCAGCGGCGAGAUCGUCCAACUGAACGUGGGGGGGACCAGAUUUAGUACCUCAAGACAAACUCUUAUGUGGAUUCCAGAUUCUUUUUUUUCCAGUUUGCUGAGUGGGAGAAUUUCAACACUUCGAGAUGAAACUGGUGCUAUAUUUAUUGAUAGAGAUCCAGCAGCAUUUGCACCCAUUUUAAAUUUUCUUCGGACAAAAGAGCUAGACUUAAGGGGAGUGAGUAUUAAUGUUCUCAGGCAUGAAGCAGAAUUUUACGGGAUCACUCCAUUAGUAAGAAGGCUUCUCUUAUGUGAAGAAUUGGAGCGUUCCUCUUGUGGCAGUGUCCUUUUUCAUGGUUACUUGCCCCCACCAGGUAUUCCUAGUCGUAAGAUAAACAACACAGUCAGAUCUGCUGAUUCUAGAAAUGGACUAAAUUCUACAGAAAGUGAAGCCCGGGGAAAUGGUACGCAGCCUGUUCUGUCUGGAACGGGAGAAGAAACUGUUAGGCUAGGAUUUCCUGUGGAUCCACGAAAGGUGCUAAUAGUAGCUGGCCAUCACAACUGGAUUGUAGCUGCAUAUGCCCAUUUUGCUGUGUGUUACAGAAUCAAAGAAUCUUCAGGAUGGCAGCAAGUGUUUACGAGCCCAUAUUUGGAUUGGACUAUCGAACGAGUAGCUUUAAAUGCAAAGGUGGUUGGAGGGCCACAUGGAGACAAAGACAAAAUGGUUGCUGUUGCCUCAGAGAGUAGCAUCAUCUUGUGGAGUGUUCAGGAUGGGGGAAGUGGAAGUGAAAUUGGAGUGUUCAGCCUGGGUGUUCCUGUAGAUGCUCUCUUCUUUAUUGGUAACCAGUUGGUGGCCACGAGUCAUACAGGGAAAGUGGGAGUGUGGAAUGCUGUCACUCAGCACUGGCAGGUUCAAGAUGUUGUUCCUAUAACUAGUUAUGACACUGCUGGAUCAUUCCUUCUGCUGGGAUGUAACAAUGGAUCAAUAUAUUACAUAGAUAUGCAGAAGUUCCCCUUGCGAAUGAAAGAUAAUGAUCUUCUUGUAACUGAACUGUAUCAUGAUCCUUCAAAUGAUGCUAUCACUGCUCUGAGUGUUUACCUCACACCCAAAACAAGUGUCAGUGGUAACUGGAUUGAGAUCGCCUAUGGUACGAGCUCUGGAGCAGUACGAGUGAUUGUACAACACCCAGAGACAGUUGGGUCAGGUCCUCAGCUUUUUCAGACUUUCACAGUUCACCGAAGUCCUGUAACAAAAAUCAUGCUAUCAGAGAAGCAUCUUGUAUCAGUCUGUGCAGAUAAUAAUCAUGUCCGGACGUGGACAGUAACACGAUUCAGAGGAAUGAUCUCUACUCAGCCAGGUUCUACUCCUUUAGCGUCAUUCAAGAUACUAUCCCUGGAGGAGACAGAAAGUCAUGGUAGCUAUUCCUCUGGAAAUGACAUAGGACCUUUUGGAGAGCGAGAUGAUCAACAGGUGUUUAUCCAGAAAGUUGUUCCCAUCACCAACAAACUAUUUGUAAGACUCUCAUCUACUGGAAAAAGAAUAUGUGAGAUCCAGGCUGUUGACUGUACUACAAUAUCCUCAUUUACAGUGAGGGAAUGUGAGGGAUCCAGUAGGAUGGGCUCAAGACCAAGGCGCUACUUGUUCACAGGCCAUACAAAUGGCAGCAUUCAAAUGUGGGAUCUGACCACUGCUAUGGAUAUAGUUAACAAAAGUGAAGAUAAGGAUGUAGGUGGUCCAACCGAAGAAGAGCUACUCAAAUUACUGGAUCAAUGUGAUUUGAGCACAUCUCGCUGUGCUACUCCUAACAUCAGUCCGGCAACUUCCGUAGUUCAGCAUAGCCACUUACGAGAAUCAAAUUCUAGCCUUCAGCUUCAGCACCAUGAUACCACCCAUGAAGCAGCUACUUACGGUUCCGUGAGGCCUUACAGAGAAAGUCCUUUAUUAGCAAGGGCAAGAAGGACUGAGAGCUUUCACAGUUAUAGGGACUUCCAGACUAUUAAUUUGAACAGAAAUGUAGAAAGAGCUGUCCCUGAAAAUGGUAACUUGGGUCCAAUACAAGCUGAAGUGAAAGGGGCAACAGGGGAAUGUAAUAUAUCUGAGAGAAAGUCUCCUGGAGUAGAAAUAAAAAGUUUGAGAGAAUUGGAUAGUGGAUUGGAAGUGCAUAAAAUAGCUGAAGGUUUUUCAGAAUCCAAGAAAAGGUCAUCAGAAGAUGAAAAUGAAAAUAAAAUAGAGUUUAGGAAGAAAGGAGGAUUUGAAGGGGGAGGAUUCCUUGGAAGAAAGAAAGUUCCCUAUCUGGCAUCAUCACCAAGUACUUCCGAUGGAGGAACUGACUCACCUGGUACUGCGUCCCCAUCUCCUACAAAGACUACUCCAUCUCCUCGGCAUAAAAAAAGUGAUUCUUCAGGUCAGGAGUACAGCUUGUGAAAACUCACCAAAAUGAAUAGUUGUUCCGUUACAUUUAGAUGAAAGUUAAACUUUACUGAAUUUCAAUACAUUAGUUUUUACACUAAAACUUUACAAGAUAAAAUUGGACUUCAUUUAGUAUCUUUUUAACAGAAUUACUUGGAAUAAUGAAAUACAAUAAUCAUAUCUCUUUUGACAUUUUGGAAAUUUUUUUAAUUUUACAAGUACAUUUAACAGAUGAUUUAUAAAGCAGGAGUCCAUUUUAACACUUACCAACUUUUUUUGGUUUGGAAACAUAUUACCACGUCUUAAUAGGAUGGUGCCCAUAUAGGUGAGCAUCCCUUUAGAUCAUGGGAACCAGCAGACUGCAUUCCUAAUCUUCAUUAUGCCUGAGACUUGUCUUGCAAUGUUACCUUUAAGUGAAUCACAUAAUUGUCUUUGGAACUUGGUCUCCCAACCCUUAUUGUGAUUGCAAAGUGUUUACCAGAUAUUUGAUGAGGUGCUAUGUUUGUGAAAAACAUAUCAUGUAAUUCAAAAACACUAUUGAUAUUGAAUACCAGAUGCCACUAUGUAGUAAGUCUUUUAGGAUGAUUUUAAUUUAGUCUUGCGUCAUUUUCUGAUUCUCAUCAUUGGGAGUUCUUAAAUCUUAGCAAGCAUUAGCAAUAUUAAAUGCCAAAAUUCCAUUGAAACUUUCAAGUUGGAGCAAUUGUCUGUGUUUGAAAAGAUGAAAUAAAAAUAAUAAUCAAGGGCAAAGCUUUGAGUGCCCAGAAGGGAAAGCCGUACUAGUUGCUAACCUGUCUUGUUUUAGGAGCCACUGUUUUUUUUUUUCAGUGUUAACAAUCAUGUUAAUUAAAUUAAAACACUAUUUUGUUCACUUGUAGGACUGCAGUUCUGAAUUUUGGGUUCAAGAUUUUGGCUGCUGUAAGAAUGUGAAUUUGAAUGUAUUUUGAAUUGUAAGAGCAAAAGAACGUUUUUGUACAAUUUUUUUUUUCAUUUAAUUGGAAUGAUCUUCAGGUUUCUACAAAUAGGGUAAUUGUAAAUUUAAAGCAUUAGCAUUUAUUGGUGAAUAAUGUAUAUAUCCCCAUUCUAAGAAAUAUAAGUGAGUGAAGUUGAAAUAAAAUCUUUAAAAUUUACUAUAUUGCCAGUGGUUUCACAACAGUUCUCUUGUAUUUAUUUAUCAAUUAAAUAAAAAAAAUGAUUAUGUCAA